CAGCGCCGUCCGUUUUUGUACAUAAGCUUAUACAUAAGACCAGUUCUCCUCUUCACCUGCUUUCAUAUCUACAUCUCACUUUCGAUCGACUGAUCUCUCGUCUGCCACUGCGCUGUAGCAUCACCCAUUCAACUUCAUACAAAUCACCAAGAUGUCUGCUCAGGCUUCCUCGACGCCCACCGAUUCCCCGAGUGGCUCGCCCAUUCAGCCACUUCACAACCCAUCUCAGGCGGCUCAUGUAUCCGUACCUCAAGCUCCUGUGGGUACUCAGCCGGCUCCGGGCGCUCCCACCCAGCAGCCCAAGCCUGGCUCAGCCGCGCAGGCGCUCCUCGCUAAGAAGAUGGCCAAGACGAACAAUCCCAAGUUUGUGUCGCCGACGGACAAAAUGAUGACUCCUGUAACUCAGAAACUCAACGCUGCAAAGCAGAAACGAUUUGCCAAAGGCGCGAAACCGUCUGGAGCUCUCUUCACUCAACGCGAGGGUGGCUCAGGAUCAUCCGACGAGGCCACUAGCGACAAAGACGCGGACAAGCCCACAAGCACAGAAGGACCCUCUGAUUCAAAGAUCAAACACGACGACGACAACCCGUUCUAGAUCGUGUAUCAUGCCACGAGCCGUAUUUAAUGCCUAAACGGUAGUCGUUUUCUCCCUCGUUCACUUGCUUGUCCAUCCGCUAUCGUGAUAUCGCUUUCCCAUUGAAGUCGUACACCUCGUAAAUAUUUAUCGACUUGACGAUCCUUCUUGUAUGCUUCCUUGUCAGUCCGUAUUGAACAGUCAUAUCGGCCCCUUUCUCCUUGUAUGAUCGUCAUUGCGAUGUCAGCACCUUGCAAUUGGGUUCAGACCCUUUCUCCGAUAGGUUACCACAUAUUGCAUUACAUGCGC
This is a messenger RNA of Coniophora puteana RWD-64-598 SS2, 883 nucleotides long. RefSeq lists its product as uncharacterized. The transcript has 3 exons. The coding region runs from base 152 to 595 and encodes 147 amino acids. The record is from RefSeq and is a predicted model, not a curated record. NCBI's taxonomy places the organism in Eukaryota, Fungi, Basidiomycota, Agaricomycetes, Boletales, Coniophoraceae.